AGAUAAACUAUGGUUAAAAUUAAAGCUAGAUAAUGUUAUUGUUCGAUUCUUAGAGCGGUACGAAAUUACAAUUCAGAAAUAAUAUGGAUGAGACGAACGUGGAUGGUCAGAUAAGCAACUUCUUCCCGAAACGAAAGACGGAUGCGGAUUGCAUAAGCAACUUGGAUUCUUUAGAAUCUGCUUUUGAGGGAAGCUUCGACGUGGCUUCAAUUAGCGACAAUCAGCCGAAAGCUUUUGCAGAUACAAGGAAGCGCAAGAACGAUUCGGGUGAUUUGAACGCGAGCAUUAGCAAACGUGCGAACGCCACGUUCUCGACGCCAAAGAACAGGUUCGAGGAGAGCAUCAGGUUUCUCACUGGGAACGUGGAGAAGGUGCUGAAAUGGAACCAGAUCCUUCGAAGCUACUGCCUGUACGAAGUCAUCGCUCCGGUGAUUUCGAUGCGGCCAGGUGAGCUGCGAUAUCAGAAGAUCAUCUUUCUCAGAGACAGAAAGGGACCGGUCAUGAAGGUCGUGCACUACGACAUCGAUAAUAUGCAGUUCCCGGAGAUACGCGUAGGUCAGAUUGUUAGAUGCGCUGGUAAGAUGAUCGGCAAGAACUCGUUGCACGCUUUCCACGUGAGGGAAGCCACCGAGGAGGAGAUCUUGAGCGUUCCGAGAAUGUCCAAUAUAUGCGAUCUGGAAAUCACGAGAAAACUAAACUGAGUUUUCCCCAGUACGAUUCACUUAAUUAUUAUGCCUAACGCUAUUUCAUCAUUGUUUUCGCGAAUUCGAUUGAAUCUAAUUCAUAUGGACAAUCGUGUAAAUGUCAAUAGUUGUUAAUUUUUGUUUUUGUUAUAUAUGUACGUAAUUUACAAUGUUUUCCUCUAAUGUUGCUUGAUAUUGGCGAUGAGACGCUGCGAUUGUCGUCCAAGAUUUCGCAGAGGUUUUCCCAUCAGGUGACAUCAAAGGAACGAGCGGAAAUUUACAUCGAUUUUCAGUACGUUUUUGAAGUGUUUGUCAUUGCGUAACAGAAUUACCAAAAUCGCCUUAUUUAAACUUACUAAAUGUUACUAAAUUUUUUUUUGAAUUUGAUUACAAUGUAUCACUAAGUAUUAGUUUUUAUGGACCUAUACGUUUCCUAAGAUAAUUUUCGCAAAGAACGAACAACAGUAAUCAUGAGUAAGUUGAAAAGGCACGAAUUUAUCGUGGGUAAGUAAUUAAACGAUUUUACGAUGAUGAGAAUUAUUGUUUCGACGGUAAUUGGAAAAAGAAAAAAAAACCUAAUAGAGGAGAAAUGUUAAUCUUGAGAAAUAUAA
Molecule: messenger RNA, 1294 nt
Organism: Nicrophorus vespilloides
Lineage: Eukaryota; Metazoa; Arthropoda; Insecta; Coleoptera; Silphidae
Exons: 5
Coding region: 84-701 (205 amino acids)
Source: RefSeq, a predicted model, not a curated record